Molecule: messenger RNA, 1568 nt
Organism: Capsicum annuum
Lineage: Eukaryota; Viridiplantae; Streptophyta; Magnoliopsida; Solanales; Solanaceae
Product: metacaspase-1
Exons: 5
Coding region: 106-1314 (402 amino acids)
Biological process (GO): proteolysis
Molecular function (GO): cysteine-type endopeptidase activity
Source: RefSeq, a predicted model, not a curated record
AUUUCAAUAACUUGUGCAACUAGUGAAGGGACUUGUCCUAGUGCUUACUUUUGGUCUGCUGACUUUACUUAUUGAGGCCUCAGCAGAACUAGUUUAUCCCUUGCAAUGUCUAUGAUGUGUCAAAAAUGUCGACACCAACUGCCAUUGCCACCACAUGAUCAACUAUUUCGUUGCGAGUGUGGUAAUUUGAUUCCUCUGAGCGGUAGUGAGAGGCGACUGCCAGUUCGAGAACAUGGUAAAUUCAGGAGAAACAGUUCCAGAACGAACAGUCUAUCCCCUUCACUCAGCGUUAGUCCGGAGAAAAUAUCUUACUAUUGGUUUACUGGAUUAAUUCCUGUUUCCAAUAGGAAUCAACGUAGCGAUAGUGAGCACUCCCGCUAUAGUCCACGUUUGUCUCCAGGUUUCACAAAGCCACCACCACAUGGGAAGAACGCACUUUGCAGUGAUAGUGAGUACUCCAGCACUAAUCCACGUUUGUCUCUAAUUUUCACAAAGCCGCCACCACGUGGGAAGCGCGCACUUCUUUGUGGGGUGACUUACAAGGCGGAGAAAUUCAGGCUUAAAGGAACAUUGCAUGAUGUACACAGCAUGGGGGACUUGCUUCUUCGAAAAUUCAACUUUUCAGAUGAUUCCAUUCUUAUUCUAGCAGAGGAAGAGGCAUAUAAACCUCCAACUAAGAGAAACAUCCUGGAGUCUUUCAAGUGGUUGAUGGAAGACCUUAAAUCAGGUGACUCGAUGGUGUUCUACUUCAAAGGAUAUGGCUUACGACAACCUGAUUUUAAUGAUGAUGAGCUAGAUGGUUUUGAUGAAAUGAUCUGUCCUCUCGACUUUAGGACUGAAGGCAUGAUCAGUGAUAAUGCCAUCAAUGAUAUUCUUGUUAAACCAUUGAUUCCAGGUGUUACACUUCAUGCCAUUGUUGACGCUUGCCAUAGUGGAACUAUUCUCGACUUACCUUGGGUAUACAACGAGAAUAAAUGGAAAGAUAACAGACCCCCAUCCGGCGUUAAUAAGGGCACAAGCGGUGGCAGGGCCAUCAGUUUCUGUGCUUGCAAGGAUAAUCAACUAGCUGCAUAUACCUCUGCUUUCUGUGCUGAAAAAAUUAUGACUGGUGCCAUGACUUACACAUUUACAAACGCUCUCUGGGAAAAUCCAGAUAUAACAUACAAAGGAUUACUUGAUUGUAUGCACAGGGCAAUCGAAAGGGUCAACAAAGCUAGAUGUCCACUGCUGAAGGUACUCCAACGCAAGAUAGACCAGGAACCAGUGUUAUCAUCCUCUGAAAAAUUCAACACUAACAUGAAGUUCGAGCUCUAAAUCUGCUGCAGAAAUACGAAUUUGGACCUAGAGACUUCCAGUUCCAUCACUAAAGGAGGACAUGGGCGUGGCGCUGCUUGUUUCAUACUUUUCUCUUGUAUUGCUUCCAUUUAUUUUGACCCUUGUUUAUCUUUCUCAAGAAGACAAUCCAGAGAUUCGCAUCAAAAUUCUCUCUUUGGCUUUCUUCUGUCUUGAUGCGGAUUACAUAAUUUGUAUCUAUAUCUCUGAGUUAAUAAUUGAAAGUUUUCAUAUAA